This is a messenger RNA of Bactrocera tryoni, 327 nucleotides long. RefSeq lists its product as uncharacterized. NCBI's taxonomy places the organism in Eukaryota, Metazoa, Arthropoda, Insecta, Diptera, Tephritidae. The coding region runs from base 62 to 187 and encodes 41 amino acids. The transcript has 2 exons. The record is from RefSeq and is a predicted model, not a curated record.
UUGCCAAAACGCUAGGCAGCAACGAGAAGCGAACGUCACUGGCCGCAUCAGUCGACAUCAAAUGAUGAAACUGUGCUCAUCUCGCAGCAACUGCACUCUGUUGAAUGUUGUGAUCGAUCAACGACUUAGAAUUGACACCUGUCGAUAUCUAAUGGAAAUUCAGUCGCGUCGUCUAGCGGGAGAAUAGAACAAAAUUCUUACACAAAAAAGUUGCGUUUGUCAAUUGACGUCAGCGUUCACCUCGCCGAAAAUUGAAUUAAAAAUUUAACGGCUUCGCAUACAACAAAUAGCGAGCACAAAACAAUUGUGAAAAAUAACAAAAAAUAA